UUCUUUGUUUCCUCGCUCCAGCCAGGCUGCUUUUUCGAUUUUUCAACCCUCCCGCACGGAACGGAACAACAGGAUGCGGAUAACGACAGCAUCGAGAUGGCUCGUAGGUCUGACGGUUGGCCUGUUGGUGGUGACGAGCGCCCUCGCUAACCCCCUGGAUGAGGCUGCCCGUGCCGCUCUCUUCCGCCGGACGCGCCUCGGUGGCCCCAAAGUCUACAAGCAUGAGGAUCAGAGCCGUCCGGGUGUCCCGGUGGCGGACAAUCUCGAUCGGGGGACGGGAAGUCCGGCCGGGGAGGAGAGUCCGUCCCAGGGUCGUAAGGCAUCGGUGGCCGAGGAGGAAGUGACGACGGCUGUCGCGGCUCCAGUUCCUCCGGUGAAGCCGGGUUUGAAUCGGUUGUUUGCCCGCAAGAAGUACAGCCCACUGUUGCGUGACGGAGCCAGCAAGGGUUCUGGUGAAGCUGCUGGUUCUCCGGCCGUUUCGACAACGACGACGACUACGGUGGGUCCUUCGGUGAGUUCGGAAGGUGAAGAUGGUGGAUCGACAUCAGGAACGACUCGACGCACGAGACCCACGCGUCCUGGAAAGCUGCCUCGUUCAACAACCCCCAAACCAACGGUGUCUGUGAAGCCCACGAAAAUCUCAUCCAGGUUCUCGAAGCCCACAACCGAGCCGGUGGAGACGACGGUGGCGAGUGUAACGGCACGCACGACUCGUGGACGACGAACGCGUCCUUCAAAGCCCUCGAAGCUUUCGGGUGCAUCGACGACAACGACGACAACCACCACCGAAGAGCCUACCACAACGACAACCACGACGACGACGACGACAACAACGACCACCACGACAACGACACCGGCUCCAACAACGACCACCAGCAGUACGACGGUGGCUCCCAGCUCCACGUCGACGACCACGGAAGUGUCCUCGGACGUGUCUUUGACUGGCCUAGCAGGAUCUCACGUCGUGGUGGCUGAGGGUGGAUCUCCUGCAUCCAAAGGCGCCGUAACACCUGCGGACGAUGACGAACCGGAUGUGCCGAGAACAUCCACGACGACGACGACGACGACCACUAGCACCGCAACAACGGCGACUCCGAAGAAAGAGGCCGCGGAACCAUCCCAAGACGUUCCGGUGAAGAAGGCCGAUCGUGUCAUCCCGGUGGUGGAGCGACAGGACGAGCUGAGUGAAAAUGAGAGUCUGCUGCAGUCGGCCAGCUACGAUCCACCUGUCGUAGAGCAGGAGAAGCAGCAUGAGGAUGAGCAUGAACAGCAGUAGCGGAGAGAAUGAGGAGGCCCCAACGGAAGGGCAAUGUGUGCCUGUGUGUGAUAAGGAUGUGAGCGAAUAUAGCGUUUGAUUUCUUGUGCUUUUCCGUUUUGCUAGCCAUUCUUCGGCAGCGUUCGUCUGUCGCUAGCGAAUGCUACACGAAUGAAAAAAAAGUUUAGU
Messenger RNA from Anopheles nili, 1444 nucleotides. RefSeq lists its product as uncharacterized. The transcript is spliced from 2 exons. Lineage: Eukaryota; Metazoa; Arthropoda; Insecta; Diptera; Culicidae. The coding region runs from base 74 to 1276 and encodes 400 amino acids. The record is from RefSeq and is a predicted model, not a curated record.